Cydia strobilella is the source of this 1251-nucleotide messenger RNA. RefSeq lists its product as uncharacterized. The transcript has 2 exons. The record is from RefSeq and is a predicted model, not a curated record. Lineage: Eukaryota; Metazoa; Arthropoda; Insecta; Lepidoptera; Tortricidae. Bases 60 to 1070 code for a protein of 336 amino acids.
CCCAGCUACCUCCGUGAGCGGAUGUAAAGUUCGCUCGAAAUAAAAAUUUACGUAAAAUAAUGAAACGUUGCUGCGCGUACGGUUGCAAAGCAAAGAGCGGUCCCGGAAUCAGAUUCUUCAAUUUCCCCGCGUGUAAGCAACGAGCGAAAGAAUGGUUACGAGCUCUAAAUCGCCCAGACAUCCUCGCCGACCUCAACGAAGACAGACGCAACCUGCUAGAUUUUUACUACGUCUGCGAGGCACACAUCUCCAGGCGCAACAUAGACAAAGGUAUACCAGUCCUUCACAUUGUAAGCAAAGGGACAAGUACAGAUCAAAACACUAACACUGAGGAGAAAAGCACUUCAACGGCAGAUCUGGUUGAGAAUCAACUUAGCAAAGGUACAUCGACGACAGAUCUGAUGAUGCGUAAACUAAGUAGAACCUCUAUAGACAUUAUUGACAUACAGCCCACAGCUUACUACUCCCCUACACAACAUAAUGUUGCUUCUAAACACUUAAACAAACCCGCGCCGAUUGUUUCAACUAACACGCCUAGAACCGGAUACAUAGCUCCAGCAGGGGACAUUUUUAAAACUGCAAAGCCCGUUGAAACACCUCAAGCUCCUAAACUAAGGAAUUUUAGAAAGAAUAUACCCACAUUACCUACGAUAGCUGUUCAAAAACUGCAAACGAGACAUACAGCACCGAAACUUCCAGAUAUACAAUCAUGUGACAAAGUCAGUGAAAGUAACAAUAGGACAGAAAUAAAAACUGAAGAGAAUGCACUAGUAUUGGACGAUAUUGUGACGGCGUUGACAGAACGUCAAAAAAAUGGGCAACAUUCGGAAUCACUUAUGGAUGGACGUAAAAUAACGUUUAAAGUAAAAAUGAGUUUGCCAUAUUUCUGUGUUGAAGAAGCCACAACAUCAGGUACCAGCAUUAAACGUGAACUUGAUGAUGAUGACAUUGAUGACACUGACGAUAAUGUUAACAUAAAGGAAAAGAGAACUAAACCAGGAUAUAAUGCUGACAUUGAUGAAAUUGACGAUAAUGUUAACAUAAAAGAAAAGAGAAGUAAACCAGGAUAGUUUUAAGAGAAUGUAAAUGUAAACAGAACUAUUGUUUUGUAUUUACUGAUUGUGAUAUUUCAUUAGAUAGGUAGUUGCUAAUAUAUUCCUUAAACCUUAAUAAAUAAGAAAAUAAAGGUUGUUAUUAGGAAAUGAUUGUGCCACAAGUCAAAAUAAUUACUAAUGAUUUUUAUAAUAAAUA